Alnus glutinosa is the source of this 798-nucleotide messenger RNA. RefSeq names its product protein TRANSPARENT TESTA 1. Bases 1 to 798 code for a protein of 265 amino acids. Gene Ontology annotation, cellular component: nucleus. Gene Ontology annotation, biological process: anatomical structure development; regulation of gene expression. Gene Ontology annotation, molecular function: DNA-binding transcription factor activity. The record is from RefSeq and is a predicted model, not a curated record. The transcript has 2 exons. Lineage: Eukaryota; Viridiplantae; Streptophyta; Magnoliopsida; Fagales; Betulaceae.
AUGAAGCUCCCCUUGGAAAUUCCUUUCAGCUUUCGUCCGUUAGCUUCUUCUUCAGAUCAUACUGAUCAGCCCCUCAAUCUUUUUCCAACUAUGGGCGCCCAGAAUUCUCUUCAUUCUCUACCAUUUUCUACAACAGACGAAAACCCUCCAGCUUGGAGUAAAGAUAAAGAGGAUAUCACCGUGGCCUUAAACAUUGGCCUUCCUAAUUAUUCGAGUUGCUCAAUUGAUCGAGAUAAAAUGGGAAAUGCAGAUAUGGCAGCUAAUAAUUAUUGGAUACCUACUACCGAAGAAAUAGAAAUUGGGUUCACUCAUUUUUCUUGCCAUCUCUGCUUCAAAACCUUCAACCGCUACAACAAUCUUCAGAUGCACAUGUGGGGGCAUGGGUCGCAGUAUCGAAGGGGGCCGGAGUCGCUAAAGGGAGGAACCCAGCCGCCGCGACCGAUGUUGGGUAAUAUUCCAUGCUAUUGUUGCGCUGAAGGGUGCAAGAACAACAUAAGCCACCCGAGAGCAAAGCCUCUGAAAGACUUCCGAACGUUGCAGAACCAUUACAAGAGGAAGCACGGGAUGAAGCCGUUUUCGUGUCGCAAGUGCGGGAAGCUCUUGGCCGUGAAGGGUGACUGGCGAACCCACGAGAAGAAUUGUGGCAAGCGCUGGCUUUGCACUUGUGGUUCUGAUUUCAAGCACAAGAGAUCGCUCAAAGACCACAUUAAAUCAUUUGGUUCUUCUCACACUCCAUUUCCUCCUGUAUUCGAGGUUGUUGAGGCACUGAACCACACCUUAACGUUCCAUCUAGUUUAG